Molecule: messenger RNA, 2740 nt
Organism: Danio aesculapii
Lineage: Eukaryota; Metazoa; Chordata; Actinopteri; Cypriniformes; Danionidae
Product: ankyrin repeat domain-containing protein SOWAHC
Exons: 12
Molecular function (GO): protein binding
Source: RefSeq, a predicted model, not a curated record
GUCCAGUCAGUGUUCACUUUUCUUCUUCAGUAAUUAGCUCGGCUUCAAGCAAAGCCAUGCUUUAGCAUCUUUGAGAAGAACACAACACCACGACCACAGUACAUCUGUCGUAAAACUACAGCUCGUUUUCAGAUCCCUGUCAGAGAUGAGCGAGAUCAGUGAAGCGUCCUUACUGGAUUAUAUCCGCUCCUCAGGAGGAAAAGUCAAAAAUUCUGAUCUGUCCAAAACAUAUAAGCAUUUCAUUAACCAUAGUGAUUUGCAACUACGUGCCAAAUACAGAGAAGAGUUCAAGCUCAUCAUUGAUAGAAUUGCAGUGGUGAAAUCGGAGAAUGGAGAGAAAUAUCUCGUCCUCAAGAAGAAAUACAGGCAAGAGCAAGUGUCUGGCACUAAACAGAGAGGUGAAUCAAUCAAGCCGCUUCAUCCAAACCCACAAAAUGAGCUCCUGGUUUCCAACCCAGUGCAGAACCGUAGCCAAACAGCUAAAACCCCGCAGCCAGUGAUGGUGGCUUGGUGCUCAGGACCCAUGAUUACAGUCACAGACGCACAAGAGCCCACGGAUAUUGAUGAUCAGACGGAGAGCACCCUCUCACUGAAAGCUGAGCAUCAGAGCGAGGAGAUCUCAUCGUCAGACAGAGAAGAAGAGCUCGACAAGGACUCGGGGUCAAAGAGUGAAUCUGAACAGGAUGAGGAGUCUGGAGGCAGUUUGGGAUCCACCUCUGUGGCUCUGGAUCCUCUUGAGAAAGAAUGGAUUUUCUCGGCAGCAAGUGGCAAACUGUGUCAUCUCACUGAGCUACUGAAACAAGACUCUUCUCUGGCCAAUAAAAAGGAUUUUGCGAGUUAAACAGCGUUACAUUGGGCUGCAAAACACGGUAAAGAAGACAUGACCACGGUGUUGGUGGAAGCAGGAGCGGACAUCAAUACGAAAGCAGUACGUUCAGACACAUCAUACAGUGUUGAUUCUUUUGUUUAUGGGGUGAUAUUUGACCUGAAGGACUUUGUGACAAAUUUGUAUCAUAUUUGGUGUUUUAUUCACUCACAGGGAUACACACCUUUACACAUUGCAGCACUACAUGGACAUCGACAUAUAGUGGACCUGCUGGUCAGGACAUAUGGAGCAAAGGAGAACCUGCGGGACUACAGCGGCCGCUUACCAUAUUAUUACCUCAAUAUACGGGACACACAAUCAGAAGAGCACGACCUCUCUGAAGUAAGCGAGUGCCACAGUCUGACUCCGGCCGGCGAGCGCAGGAACAGGAAGAUCAGCUCUUUAUUUCAGUCCAUGAAGAGGUGGGGUUCGGCAGAGGAGCUGGCGCCCGUCCCGGAGGAGAGAACCGUCCCGCAUCAGCUCAUGCUGCCUGCUUUCAGACCCCGAAAGUUUUCACGGUAGACUCUUGCCAAGUCCAAACAUCCGGGUUGUUUUCUUUGCUGCUUUUAUCUCCGCACAAGUAGUAUGGUGUAUUUUGCGUUUGUAAUGUGUUACGGCAUUUCAGAGUGUGACUUAAAAGCGCAAUGUCUUAUAUUCUUUACUCUUUGGUGGUUAAUUCCAAGCCUAAAGGGACAAUUCACCCAAAAAUGUAUACAUCUGUCAUCAUUUAAUCUGCCUCAAGUGUUUUCACACCUGUUUUGGUUUAGAAAUAGUUAUAACCCGAAAUAGUUAUUUUGAAAUAGUUGAAAUAGUUAUAAACCGUUCACAGUUGACAUCCUACUGUGGAAGUCAAUGGUUACCAGGUUGCAACAUUCUUCAAAAUAUCUUCUUUUGUGUUCAAUAGAAAAAAGAAACUUGUAAAAGUUUGGAAUUUCUUGAUGUUGAGUAAAUGAUCAUACAGUUUAGUUUUCUUGGGUGAACUGUCUCUUUAAAUGUUUACAGUUUUCAUUGAGCAAUGAAACUGUGUUUUAAAUUGGCAUUUUGCAAAGGCAAGGCAAAUUGCCUUACAAUACUUAGUCAAAACCAGAAAUUAUGGCUGCAUGAGAAUGCGCUAUAGAAUUUGUUGUUUUAAAGGUGUAUAUUUUUAUUAUUGGCUAUAUACAGUAUAUAUGAUGGACAUAUUUUUUAAAUGAUCAAUAUAUAUUUGUGUGAUAGAUAGAUAGAUAGAUAGAUAGAUAGAUAGAUAGAUAGAUAGAUAGAUAGAUAGAUAGAUAGAUAGAUAGAUAGAUAGAUAGAUAGAUAGAUAGAUAUGUAAAUCAAAAAGUAAUAGUAUAAUAAUUAUAUUUACUAUAUAUAUGCGUGUAUGUUCCAAAGAAAAUCAAAAACAUUCUACAUUAAUUGUUUAUUUCAUACAAUUAUAUUACAAUUAAAUAACAUUAUCAGUCUACAAAAUAAAAACAACUGCAAAAAAAAAGCUUCUGUUUAAUGUUAAUGGCUUUUUUCACUUACAUUAUUUAUUUUUUUAUAUGAUGUAACCGAGCCCGGCCAAGUAAAAAUAAUAUUCCAGCCAUGUAUAUGUUACAAUUUACUCAAAUCAAAUAUGUUUAAAUGUGACCUAUUCUACAUUGUUUCUAUUUGAAAGAUUUGAAUGUAUAAUUGUAUGGAAUUGAAAUGCUUCGCAAACCAGCGGUGUCUUAAAAGUUAUGCUUUAGCCCCUUUUAAAUAAAAACAAAUGUCUUUUACAUUCCUAAAGAUGCUAAAUCUGCUGGUUGUACCUUGAGAGCCUUUUAUGUUACCUGAAUGAAUGUUUAUUUUCUUAGUGUAACUUAUGUUCAUUUAUAAAUAUAAAGAAUAAUAAAUUCUGCUAUGGAUAAA